Mytilinidion resinicola is the source of this 1428-nucleotide messenger RNA. RefSeq names its product Na/H antiporter-like protein. Gene Ontology annotation, molecular function: sodium:proton antiporter activity. The record is from RefSeq and is a predicted model, not a curated record. Gene Ontology annotation, biological process: intracellular potassium ion homeostasis; proton export across plasma membrane; regulation of membrane potential. Gene Ontology annotation, cellular component: plasma membrane. NCBI's taxonomy places the organism in Eukaryota, Fungi, Ascomycota, Dothideomycetes, Mytilinidiales, Mytilinidiaceae. The transcript has a single exon. The annotation marks the transcript as partial.
CUCGAGCCUUCUGGCCCGCAUUUGACUUAUCUCACCGUCCCGAUUUUCCUUCUUACAGACGCACUCUUCUCUCUCUUUAUUAGAAACCGACUCCACCUCUCUGAACCACCUCUAGCUACUAUUUCUGGUAUUGUUUUCGGUCCAAAAUGUGCGGGCGUCCUUCGCCCUGAGCAAUGGGGAUUCACCGAUGACGUGAUUCAAGAAAUCACAAGACUCACCGUUGGCAUCCAAUGCUUCGCCGUUGGCCUGGAGCUGCCAAAUGAUUACUUUAGGAAUACCUGGAGAAGUUUAACGAUCCUGCUUGGACCAGUGAUGGCAUUUGGAUGGGUCGUUUGCGCUGCCUUCGUCUAUUGGAUCUUCGAAACCGAUAUCCCCACGGCUUUGAUAAUAUCAGCAUGCCUAACACCUACGGACCCCGUGCUUGCAGCCAGCGUCUUAUCCAACUCCCAGUUUUCCGAAAGGGUCCCUCUACGUCUACGCCUGAUCCUUUCUGCUGAAUCCGGUUGCAACGACGGCGUCUCUUUCCUAUUGCUUUGCGUCGGGAUUAGCAUCCUCACCAGCGCCACCCUCGGGAGCAUAUUCAAGAUAUUCAAGAAAUGGUUCCUAGUCCACAUCCUCUAUCAAUGCGGCGUAGGCAUCAUCCUCGGCCUGUUCCUCGGCCACGCCGCCAACCGCCUCUUUCGCUUCUCCAACAAUCGCAAAAUAGUCUGCCGAGCAUCCUACCUCGUCUUCUACCUCCUGCUCGCCAUCUUCUCCAUCGGCGCCGCCAGCACCCUCGGCGUCAACGACUUCCUCGUAGCCUUUGGCGCAGGCGUCGGUUUCGGCCACGCUGGCAACUCGCCUAUCCGCGAAAAGAACUUACCUGUAGUCAUCGAUUUGCUCCUCAACAGCACCUUUUUGGUGUUCUUCGGUGCCCUUAUCCCCUGGCACGCCUUCACCUCUGGUUCUGACUUCGUGGGAAUUACUCCCGGCAGACUAAUCGGCCUUAUCGGGCUCGUCCUCGUCUUCCGCCGCCUUCCCAUCGUCCUGGCGCUGUAUCGCUGGAUGCCAGCCAUCAAGACCUUCAACGAGGCCCUCUUUACUGGCCACUUCGGGCCGAUGGGCGUCGGUGCACUGUUCCUGGUCAUGGAAGCGCGGGCGCAGCUGGAGACGGACGCGUCGAUCCCGCUGCCGCACCCGCCGCAUAAUUUCCCCGAGACAAAGAAGAGGGCGGUGCUAUUGGUGUGGCCGGUCGUGUGCGCGGUUGUACUAGCGAGUACGAUGGUGCAUGGGCUGAGUACGCUGGCGAUUAGUAUAGUGGGGCAUCUGGCGAGGGAUGAGGGGGAGAGAGCGCCGUUGAUUGGGGCGGAGACAGAUGGGUUAGGGGGAAUGGUGCAUGAAGAUUCAGAGGAGGAGGUGGAUGAGAGGUAUGAGAAUGGGUCGGUGUGA